AUGUAUCUAUCUAUUUAUUUUAUGGCAAUGUAUCUAUUUUAUGACAAUCUAUCUAUCUAUCUAUUUUAUGACAAUCUAUCUAUCUAUCUAUCUAUUCUAUGGCAAUCUAUCUAUCUAUCUAUUCUAUGGCAAUCUAUCUAUCUAUCUAUCUAUUUUAUGUGUGAGGAGAGGAAUUUAUUGUCUGUUUUUGUUUUCUUUUUCGUUUUUUUAAAAAAAAUGUUAUUAUUUUCUUUCUUUCUUAUUUUCAUUCAUUCAAUCAUUCCUUCCUUGCUUCUUUCUUUCUAUCUUUCUUUCUUUCUUUCUUUCUUUCUUUCUUUCUUUCUUUCUAGCUAUCAGGUAGAUCCCCUCCUUACUUCCAGCCAACUGAGCAUAUUUUCAUUCAUUCAUUCAUUCAUUCAUUCUUUCUUUCUUUCUUUCUUUCUUUCUCCAUUAUUUAAAAAGGAAAAUUUUCUGCUCCAAACUUAA
Molecule: messenger RNA, 465 nt
Organism: Acanthosepion pharaonis
Lineage: Eukaryota; Metazoa; Mollusca; Cephalopoda; Sepiida; Sepiidae
Source: the annotation of a GenBank genome assembly